CCAAUCAAACACCUCGAUACGGCGAUCCGUGUGUGAUGCUGACACGGUACUCGCUCAUGACAGAGGAUCUGUUGUCCGGUAAUAGCGCACAAAGAGGCCUGAUAACCAUACGGUUAAAGGCAAACCCCAUGCUAAUACGAGCCAAAGUCAGUCGGGUAACACACACCCUGCCUUUUAACUAAAGAAUUAAACUCACAACGUCUGUUUAUGUGUAGACGUCACAUCACGCACUCAAAAGCAACCUGACGCGCUCCUCUCAUGUAAGCUCGCGGAUACUGAGGGGAAGAAAGACUAAAGGCAUGAAACUGACCGGAGCUCACAACAUUGUUUGGGACGGUGAGAGGCUUGCAGAGGGGAGGUAAAGAAUGCAAGCCUCGCAGUGACUGAUGUGGGCAGGAUCCCUGAGUGGUCACCAUGAAAGCAGGAAAUUCAAAGUGUGCUUUCUCCCUGGGCUUCCUGGUGGGCAGCUGUACCUUGUAUGUCUUCUUGAGACAGGUAUGGUUUGAGGAGAGCUUCAGCUGGCAGCAUGAUGGCAAAAGCAACCUUGCGUCACUGGGAUCAGAGCAAAACACCCCCAACCUUACCUGGAGAGUGGAAGGAUCUGCCCUGAUCAACCUCAAGCAUCCUCACCAGUCAGGAGAGGACGGUCACAUUGCAGACGAGCUGUUUAAGAAAGUGCGUAUCCUGUGCUGGGUGAUGACAGGGCCUAGUAAUCUACAGUCAAAGGCUCGGCAUGUGAAGGCCACAUGGAGUCGUCACUGUAACGUAGUCCUAUUCAUGAGCUCUGAAGAAGACCGCAGCUUUCCAACAGUAGGCCUCGGCACAGGAGAAGGCCGUGACCAGCUGUACUGGAAGACUAUUCGUGCCUUCCACUAUGCUCUGAAGAACCAUGGCGAUGAGGCAGACUGGUUCCUCAAAGCAGACGAUGACACGUUCGUCGUCGUGGACAAUUUGCGCUGGAUCUUGUCAAAUUACACAGCAGAGCAGCCCAUAUACUUUGGCAAGAGGUUCAAGCCGUACGCCAAGCAAGGCUACAUGAGCGGUGGUGCAGGUUAUGUACUCAGCAAAGAGGCCCUGAGAAGGUUUGUGGAGGGUUUUAACACUAAAGUGUGCACUCAUACCACCCCAGUGGAAGAUCUAGCGAUGGGUCAGUGUCUGGAGAAAAUGGGAGUGGUAGCGGGAGACUCCAGGGACACACUGCACCGGGAAACCUUCCAUCCUUUCAUUCCUGAACACCAUCUUACUGGAAAGUUCUCCAAGACCUUCUGGUACUGGAAUUACUGCUUCUACCCAAUUGUAGAAGGCCCACAGUGCUGCUCUGACCUGGCAGUGUCUUUCCACUAUGUAGACCCUGUGCUAAUGUACACGCUUGAGUACUACACUUACCGUCUGAGGCCCUAUGGCUACCAACACCGCUACCAGCCUCCAGUGCCUGCUGUACUGUCUUUGGCUUCCCACACUGUGAAACCCACCACAGAAGCUCAGAGAUUAGAGGAGCAUUUUAAAGAAAAGUCAGUUUCAACAUACACCAUAAAUCCCAGGGCAGAGAACAUGAAGAGUACUGAAACAAGUCACAGAGUCACAAAUGCUGCCCAGGGGAUAAAUAUAACAGACAGACGCACAGGACGAUUGUGAAUGUGAUAAUAUUGCAGAAAAUAUUGCAUUAUGUAAAUCCAAAAUGACUAAUGUGAAUGUGAUGAGCAUUUUAGAUCAUCCAGUGUCCUGUGCGGAUGGAAUGGUGUGGUGUAGUGGUUACAGAUCUGGGCUAAUAACCAAAAGCUGUAGGUUCAAAUCUCAACAAAGAACAAUUUUUUGCCAUUAUUGCUUUUGAUCAAGUAACUUGACCAGUUGUACCCAGUAUUAAGAGAACUGCAAGUCACUUUAGAAAAGUCUUUGCUACUUACUAUGGAUUUGGUGAUAAGGCCCUGCUAUUUGAUUAUUAAAUUGUUUUGCUGCCAUAUGGUCUAAGUGCAGUAAAAGUGUCCAAUUCACAACCCAUUUUUCAUUAUAGACCAAGAACAUAAAGAGCUUCAACAGUUUUGUAUUUCAACAAUGAGACAAAAAUGAAAAUGAAAAGCUACAUUUCAUAUAAUAACCAAUGAUUCUUUGGGGUUUCUUUAACUUGGAAAGUUCAGAUGUCCUUUUUGUUGUGUAUUAGGCUUGCUGCUAGAGGGACACAGUCAUGUUUCUUUAGUAUGAUUAAGCUGACACCAAGUUAUAAUACAUAUAGGUUUGGUAUACAUAAUUAUAUAUGCAGUUGGCAAUGAGAGCCUGUGUUUUGGCAAAUGUAGCAAAUUAUUGUUUUGUAAUUUUUUUUUGCUUGGUCGAAGUCACUACAUUUUAUGCAUUACUGAACGUUUAAGUAAUAAAACAUUGUGAGAUCAUA
Messenger RNA from Megalobrama amblycephala (Wuchang bream), 2386 nucleotides. RefSeq names its product core 1 synthase, glycoprotein-N-acetylgalactosamine 3-beta-galactosyltransferase 1, like a (gene c1galt1la). The coding region runs from base 415 to 1635 and encodes 406 amino acids. The record is from RefSeq and is a predicted model, not a curated record. Lineage: Eukaryota; Metazoa; Chordata; Actinopteri; Cypriniformes; Xenocyprididae. The transcript has 4 exons. Gene Ontology annotation, cellular component: membrane. Gene Ontology annotation, molecular function: N-acetylgalactosaminide beta-1,3-galactosyltransferase activity.